CUUUUCAGGGGAGAAAUCAAAAUAAGAUCACAAGUAAAGCUUCCUGCGGCCCACUUAACCUCAUACUCCAGGAUGUCUGGUUCUUGGAUUGCCUCAUUCAUCUAAUGCUGUCACCCAACGUUGCUUAAUCCAAGAGUGUGUAUAUAUAAGUAGAGUUGGCAUAUAACUGCAUCAACUACUACCAAGUGUGGACAACAGGAAGCCUCAUCAUUUGAGACCAGCCCUUCACAUUUAUAACUUAGGAGCCUGAAAAAUGAAGCCUAAAAUGAAGUAUUCAACCACCAAAAUGUCCCCAGCAAAGAUGAAAAGCACAGCAGGCAAAGCCUUGGUAAAAUCUCCCAAGUUGAGAAAAUCCCAACAGAAGGCUGAAGAAGUUUGUCAGAUGUACUAUAUGCAGCUACGCUCCGGCCUUAAAAUAGAAAAAAAGGUCUGUUACUUUAGGAAAGAAACCACCAAAAGGCAUUCAUCAACAGCUGAGAAGUACAAAGAGCAUCUGGCACUAUUUACCUGUAAGCAGACGAAACACUUUAGUCAGUCUGUGGACCAGGGCUUCACCUUGGGUAAUACAACGGUCAAGAAAUACUCUACAGCAAAUCACCUAUCAAGUAUCAAAGAACAUUCUGCUUCCCUGAGUACAUACAACGAUCAGUUCAUUAGUUUUGUUUUUGAGGAUGGAAACUAUGAGAUCUGUGUUGAGGACUUGAUAGGAGACCGAGAGAAAGACAAGGUGUUACUCCGUUACUAUGAAUCCCAAUUCCCCUUAAGUGAAACAGAUGGUGAUGGUAGUCAUCGGAAGUUAAUGGUAAACCUGAGCCCCACGAAAGACAAAGACUUCUUGCUGCAUGCUAACAGUAAGGAGCACUCUGUGGAGCUACAAAAAUGUGAAAACCAGUUGCCAGAACAAGCCUUCUUUGUCCUUCAUGAGACGUCCUCCCAGUGUGUUUCAUUUGAAUGUAAGAGCAAUCCUGGAGUGUUUCUAGGAGUAAAGGAUAACCAACUAGCUCUAAUUAAAAGAGGGGAAGACCCUGAGGAUUCAAAUACACAGAAUAUCACAUUUAAGCUCUCAAACUUAAUGUGAUGGAAAGCUGCAGAUCUUUGGUUGAGUAGCCCCAAUAGCUACCACUGAAAAAAAGAUGAGAUAUAAAGAGACAGAUAACACGAAGGCAAACGGAAUGUUUAGUAUGGUGUGGAAUGUUUUCCUUAUUAUGUACAAAAAUUUUUUUAUAACCCUUCAGUUCUGUUUUUCAUUUCCCUCUGUAUAUCUCUCUGUAUAUUCUGCAUAUUCAAUACAAAUAUUGGAAUAUUUAAUAGCAUACUGGUAAAGAGACUUGCCAACAUUCUGAAGUAUACACCUGACCUUUACUUUUUUCCCAAAGGUCCUUAUCCCUAGUCUUGCUUUAGUCAAAGAUCAAUUUUAAAGAGCUACAUAGGGACAUCAUUUUCCAUGAUUCUAAACAAUAGCCUCAAACACUUAAAGGCUUAAUGAAAAGACAACUGGAAGCUACACAGAUUGACCAUUUCACAACCAGAAUAAAACAUCAAGAUUGUUUAUAAAUACUCAAAACUUCAGACACCUAAAUGGCUAAGCAGGUAAUAUGAAUAUGUGAAAAGGCAAGAAUAAUUUUAAAAUUAAGAAAAUUAAAUCUAGUAUUUAAAACUGAAUAAUUUCAUCUCUCAUUUUUUAAAUUCCAAUUUUUAUAGAUUGCGUUAACAUUAAGCAAGGCAUUCUUACAUUAAAAAGUAAAAUAAAUUUUAUUUCAGACAUAAAACUGAAAUUAUUAGGAAUAUCUAACAAACUAGAAUUUUUUUUGAAGCAUUGAACCACAACAUAUGUUCAGGCAUGCAAGUACCAUGGGCUGCAAGCACUAUGGAGGGGCUAGAAGUCCUCUAACCUAUUAGAGCUUAUAUGGGACAUAGGAUUAAUAUUACAAUUUCAAUAACUGGCUAUCCCUCAUAUGUUCUUCUGACCCUGACUUUCAGGAACCCAUGACUUUUGAUCUACUCAUCACCUUAAACAAAAUUUUUUCUAAUCCUUUCUUCUCACAUGUGCAAGUCCUUUUCUAGUCUGAUUUCCCAAUGACCCUGCUUACUAUGGAAUAUACAUAUACAUUUCUUUUGACCAACUAUGUCAUGUACUCCCAAAUGUACUCCCUGACCUCACUUCUACAUCACCUGAUCUCUCAUGCCAGUAUCUUUAUUCUGCUUUUUCUACCUGAUGCUGUAGAAUUUUACAUAAACCUAUCAGUGGCAAUAUUUUUCAUUAAACAUCUUUGUGUUUUAUUGUUACUAAGGUACUAAAGUUUAUAGUCAAUCAUAUAAUAACAUUUCUCAACUACUAAAUAGCUUUUGCUUACUUUAAAACCUUUGCAAUUUCUACUGUAAUUUUUCAUAGGUAUAAUACUGACAA
This is a messenger RNA of Capra hircus (goat), 2407 nucleotides long. It is a transcript of the gene IL33, whose product is annotated as interleukin 33. The record is from RefSeq and is a predicted model, not a curated record. Lineage: Eukaryota; Metazoa; Chordata; Mammalia; Artiodactyla; Bovidae. Bases 254 to 1078 code for a protein of 274 amino acids. Gene Ontology annotation, biological process: positive regulation of cytokine production; positive regulation of inflammatory response. Gene Ontology annotation, molecular function: cytokine activity. The transcript is spliced from 10 exons.